AUGCGUAUUUCUAAAGGAACUAAUAUUAAAUCUACAGGAGUUUCAAAUUGUAAAAAUUGCUCUAAAUAUUCUUUAAUGGAAGUACAAAAGGAAAAUGAAAAGAAACGUUCCUUAAGUGCCUUUAAUUGCAAAAAUUUCAUAUUAAUUUUUGGAAUAAUAUAUGUAGCAUUAUUG
Molecule: messenger RNA, 174 nt
Organism: Plasmodium reichenowi
Lineage: Eukaryota; Apicomplexa; Aconoidasida; Haemosporida; Plasmodiidae
Product: glycophorin binding protein
Exons: 1
Source: RefSeq, a predicted model, not a curated record